AUGGAAGAGGCCCCUCUGCUGGGCGCGAUGUCGGGCCCCGACGAUGAGAUGGUGACCGACCUUUUCUGCCCGGAGCGGCCCUUCGUCCCGGAGGGCCUGGCCCUGAGCCCCGCCGUCGUGGUGAAGCCCGAGCCGGACGAGCUGCCCGUGCUGGGCGACGCCUACCUGGGCGCCGCGGACCCCGCCGAGCCGCUGCUGCGCGCGCUCAGCCCGCCGCCCGGCGCCGACUGCCCGGGCGAGGUGCAGGCCGCGCUGCUCGGGGACUUCCCCGGGCUCCCCGAGCUGCGCGCCCCGGAGGACGCCGCGCCGCCCGCCUACAGCGUGCACGUCCUGUCCUCGCUGCUGCCCGCGCCGCGCGGCCCGGCGCUGGUGCCGCUGGGCGCCGGAGUGCGGGUGAUUCCAGUUGAGAUCAAGGAAGGGGGUGGCAGUGUCGCAAGUGACAACCCCGAGGAAGCAGCCUUCCAGAGUCCUCUUGCUCAGGAGUCCUGUUGCACCUUCCUGUCAUCCCAAGAAGCAGAGGACGCCCCUGGCUGCUCUCGCAAGAAAGACUCCGGCCCGAUGGUGAUAUGUCAGUUGAAAGGGGGGGCACAGAUGCUGUGCAUAGAGCAUUCUGGCACAAGAGAGCUCAAGGCCCUUCACUUGGUUCCCCAGCAUCAAGACCAGAAUAAUUAUCUACAGUCAGAUGUCCCAAAGCCAAUGACUACUUUAGUAGGAAGAUUUUUGCCAGUACCAGCAAAAUUAAAUCUCAUUGCACAACAACUGGACAGCGGGGCCCGCCCCUCGGCAGUUCCCGGGCCUGCUUUCCCCACAGGAUCAGCUCUUCCAGGACCACCAAAAAUCGCUUUGGCUGGGUACUGCGACUGCUUCGCCAGCGGGGACUUUUGUAACAAUUGCAAUUGUAACAACUGUUGCAACAAUUUGCGACAUGAAAUUGAACGCUUUAAAGCCAUUAAGGCUUGUCUGGACAGAAAUCCUGAAGCGUUCCAACCAAAAAUCGGGAAAGGAAAGCUGGGGGAUGUCAAGCCACGGCACACCAAGGGCUGCAACUGCAAGCGGUCGGGCUGCCUGAARAACUACUGCGAGUGCUACGAGGCCAAGAUUAUGUGCUCUUCUAUUUGCAAAUGCAUUGGUUGCAAAAACUACGAGGAGAGCCCAGAGCGAAAGACGCUGAUGAACCUGCCAAGCUACGUGGAGAUGGCGGAUCUUGAAGGCAGCCAUCAUUUGUCACCAACUAAAUUUCCAGGACUACCGAGGUUCAGAAAGGAAAGGCGGCCCUCCUCCUGCAUCUCCUGGGAGGUGGUGGAGGCCACCUGCGCCUGCCUGCUGGCUCAGGGCGAGGAGGCGGAGAAGGAGCACUGCUCCGAGUGCCUGGCGGAGCAGAUGAUCCUGGAGGAAUUCGGAAGAUGUUUGUCGCAGAUUCUCCGCAUCGAGUUUAAGUCCAAGGGGUUGAAAAUCGAGUCAAGUACCAUGUAGUAUAGCCAGCCCUGAGUGCAUGCAUUCUGAGGAAGCUCUGGUUCAGAAAGGUGGUUGGAGGAGCAAGAGGCCAGCCUGAGGCCACACGACCCUAACAAGGCCGAGCUCUUAGCUGGGCGCCGUGGCGCUCGCCUGUCAUCCCAGCAGCUUG
This is a messenger RNA of Urocitellus parryii (Arctic ground squirrel), 1624 nucleotides long. It is a transcript of the gene Tesmin, whose product is annotated as testis expressed metallothionein like protein. NCBI's taxonomy places the organism in Eukaryota, Metazoa, Chordata, Mammalia, Rodentia, Sciuridae. Gene Ontology annotation, cellular component: nucleus. Gene Ontology annotation, biological process: regulation of DNA-templated transcription. The record is from RefSeq and is a predicted model, not a curated record.